AUGGAGACACACGUGGACAAAGUAAAGAGUGGUAUGUCGAAGGGAGAUGGAGAGGGAAUGGGAGGGAGGGGAUUCCAAAGGCAGUCACAGCGUUACUGCGAAAAUGCUGACUUUGGCGACGACAUGAUGGGCAACGAUCAAUGGAGGGUUGAACAAAGGGGAGGAAAAGAGAGGGGAGGGUGGGUGGGAAAAGAUUUGCGCCACGAUUUGCAAAAAAGAACACACAGAAGGAACGAGAACCGGAGCACAGCGGAAGCGAUUUUCCUGUCCGACAUCGAGGGAUCGGAAGGACGGAGGGUUGGGGAGCGGGAUAAUGGAAAAAAGAGGAGGAGGAGGUUUGAUUCCGAUUUGUCGUCGAUCUCCGUGCGGAAACGUCGCAGGUAUACUGAUAGGGAAAUCAAUCGGUUUCAGAUGGAAGUUUUGAAAGUGGGUUUAACUUGCAUGAAGCUUGCAAGAGAUUCUGCAUUCUAG
Molecule: messenger RNA, 471 nt
Organism: Cylicostephanus goldi
Lineage: Eukaryota; Metazoa; Nematoda; Chromadorea; Rhabditida; Strongylidae
Source: the annotation of a GenBank genome assembly